GUCAACACGGGUCGUAGUGCGAUAAAAUAUGGCGACGAUGCUGAUCAAUGUUCUACCCGCAACAUUAACCGGAUUCUCGUGUUAAAUUCGUGGAUCAUCUUGUAUUUACGAGUCUUACUAUUUACACGGAUUAUCGCCUGACAGCUCAAAUCAUCAUUUUUUAUUGUUUCUGUGCACAGCCGAUUACGACUUUUAGUAUUCAAUGGCAACAAAAGCUCCAGGAAACUUUUCUUGGGUUGAUAAGGGAAAGGUAGCUGGAUUGGCAUUCCCGCACACUGCUGAACAUUUGCACUACAUCCAUGAACAAGGUGUGCACCAUCUCGUCACCUUGACAAUGAACUCGCCUCCUAUGGAUACGUGCCCUAUGUUAAAGUGGCACAGGAUUAAGAUGCCAGAUUUUACGGCGCCUUCUAUGGAUCAAAUAUAUAAAUAUUUGAAGAUUGUGGAAGAAAGCAAUGCAAAGGGAGAAGCUGUUGCAGUUCAUUGUGCCCAUGGCAACGGAAGAACCGGUACAAUGCUGGCAUGCUAUCUAGUGAAAACCAGGAAGAUAUCUGGACAAGAUGCCAUUAAUCUUAUACGGGAAAUCCGUCCUGGAUCUAUUGAAGUAAUUGAACAAGAGAGAGCUGUCGUGCAAUUUUAUCAGCAUUAUAAGUCUAAUUUUUGAAUGUGAUGAGCAUAGAUUCAGAUCAUUUAAAACUUUAGAUUGAUACAGUGUAUACCAUGUUUUCUUCAUAGAAGCACAUGUUCACCAAAUAUUGUAUUUGCUGUAUAUUAAAUCAUUGAAAUAUUAUUUAAUUUGAUCUUAGAAACACCACUGUAAUUUACUUAAGCACAUGCACUGCUAAUAGAGCAAAUAUUGGUACAGUAAAUGCAAUUUUUCGGUUUAUGUGCACUUAUAUUAGAUUAAAUAUAGUACAUCUAAAUCGAUUAUGAAAAUUUACUAUAAAAAAAGGCUUCCUUCUAUAAAAGACUAUAAAAACAAAGUCAUUUUGAUAUGCUCUUGUGAGGGCAGUCUAUUCAUUGACCAAGCAUUUUGUUUAGAUAUGACCACAUGUACUUGGUUUCACCCUAUGAAUGCCAAUAUCAACUUGUGUACCCGGUAAUCUUUAAACAGAAUAUUGUGUGAGCAAUUAUGAUACUUCACUUUUUUUGUUGUUUUUUUCACACAAAUUAUAUUUGUAUCUUUCCACUGAAAUGCAGAAUGUGCUAUUUGUAAGCUUUUCCCAUUACAUAAAUCUAAACAAAACUAUUAGAUACAUUUUAACUUAUUCACAGUUGGAUUUCAUCCUGUCCUAAAUAUUACGGGUAAAUAUUAUUUUUUAUCUUUUUGAUAUUUAAAAACUACUGACAUUAUUUAUGCCAGGAACGGAUUUUUGAAUCUGUACAGAUUAUGAGGAAGAGUAAAAUAAUAUUCAUUUGUAUUAUAUAAUAGUAUUUAUUUGAAAGUAUACAUACUAGUUAAUAACAUUGUGGUUUUUAAUAAAAUGGUGUAUGAACAAGUUUUUAAUUUUGUUAUUAAUGAUUUAAUGCAACGUUGUUAGAUCGUUGUAAGACCUAAAAAAAAAAAGGUCAAUAGGAUUUUGUUUUAAAAAUUGGCUUAAUUAAGGAUGUUCUUUUAUUUGGAGUGUUCAUUCGAUUUUUUUUCUCUUGUUUGUCUAACAGAAAAUUGUCCAACUGACUUUCGUGAUAACCAGAAAAUAAAUAUUAAAAA
Messenger RNA from Saccoglossus kowalevskii, 1711 nucleotides. RefSeq names its product dual specificity protein phosphatase 23-like. Gene Ontology annotation, biological process: protein dephosphorylation. The record is from RefSeq and is a predicted model, not a curated record. NCBI's taxonomy places the organism in Eukaryota, Metazoa, Hemichordata, Enteropneusta, Harrimaniidae.